AUGCACCCGCGGCGCCCCGAGGGCUUCGACGGCCUGGGCUACCGCGGGGGCGGCCGGGAGGAGCCGGGCCCCGGCGCCAGGCCCUUCGGCAGCGCCUCGGAGCUGGGCCACUGGGUGACCAGCCCGCCCGACAUCCCCGGCAGCCGUAACCUGCACUGGGGGGAGAAGACGCCGCCGUACGGGGCGGGGACCCCCCUGGGGAGCGCCGGCCUCAACGAGGAGCCCAGCCUCGGGGCGGCCGGCCCUGGCCCCGGCGCCGAGCAGUUGAACAGAUUUGCAGGCUUUGGUAUUGGCCUUGCAAGCCUAUUUACAGAAAAUGUGUUGGCACAUCCUUGCAUUGUUCUACGUCGUCAGUGUCAGGUUAACUAUCAUGCUCGGAAUUAUCAUCUCACUCCAUUUACUAUUGUCAAUAUUAUGUACAGCAUCAAUAAGACACAGGGUCCAAGAGCUCUCUGGAAAGGAAUGGGCAGCACUUUCAUUGUUCAGGGCAUAACCCUGGGAACAGAAGGCAUCAUCAGUGAAUUUACACCUUUGCCAAGGGAGCUUUCACAUAAAUGGAACCUCAAGCAGAUAGGUGGACACCUUCUACUCAAAGGUUUAACACAUGUGGUAGCAAUGCCUUUUUAUUCUGCGAGCCUGAUUGAAACUGUACAGAGCGAAAUAAUUCGAGAUAAUCCUGGCAUCCUGGACUGUGUGAAAGAAGGAAUCGGCAGAGUUGUAGGCAUGGGAGUACCCCAUAGCAAGCGUCUCCUUCCUCUGAUGGUCUUGACUUUUCCAACUGCUCUACAUGGAGUUCUUCACUACGUCAUCAGUUCCAUCGUCCAGAAGCUUGUUUUGUUUGUUCUGAAAAGGGAUAAUUCCCACAACCUUCCAACUGAGAGCUCCACUUCUGUGCAGAGCAUGCUGGAUGCCUAUUUUCCAGAACUUAUUGCUAGCUUUGCUGCUAGCCUUUGUGCUGAUGUCAUGCUUUACCCACUGGAGACAGUAUUACACCGCCUUCAUAUUCAAGGGACACGCACAAUAAUUGACAAUACAGACCUUGGCUAUGAAGUGCUUCCAAUCAAUACUCAGUAUGAGGGAAUGAGAGACUGCAUAAAUACUAUAAAACGGGAAGAAGGAAUGCUAGGUUUUUAUAAAGGAUUUGGAGCUGUUGUAGUACAGUAUACCUUGCAUGUGGCAGUUUUACAGCUUACCAAAAUUAUUUACUCAACACUGCUUCAAAACGUUUCUUAAUCUGUUCAGAUGUGGAUUUAGCACAGUGGACAUGAUUGACUUACUAACCUAAUUAUUGUUUAAAAUGGCUUAGAAAAUGAAGUUUGAAGAAUCCAUUCUGUGGAUUCUCCUUACACUGUAGAAAAACUUGUUUUAAAAAUGGGGAUAUAGAUUCCUAAGUGUAAUUAAAAAAAGUACUGUUUAAAUUUAAAAUUAUAGACACAAAUUGACUAUAUAAUGUGCAGUCAUACAGAAGGGAAUCGGAUGUCAAAUGUGGUUGGAGUGAGAAUUUACCUUUCCUCUUACCAGUUAACUGACUUAAGGAAUGGAUAUGAAUUCUUAAUAUCUGCUUUAUAAACAUCACAUCUGAUAUUUAAUUUGGACUGCUAGCCAGUUCAAAGGAGUUUAUUUUCAUAAGUUGUAAGAACUUGCAAGUGGGAGACUGAUGGAUUUACUGGUCUUUCAAAAAUGUUUUCAGCUUCACUGUUAAUGGAGCUGUGAGCAAAGUAGAAACUGUAAGAGUGACUUAAGUAGACAUAAAUGUCAUAAUUUACAGGUACAUAGAAGACUUCUUACUUUGCUGCAGUGUGGCAGAAGAUAACGAAGAGGAAUCUUUUGCUUUGUACAAAAUAACAAAAACUUGGGUUUGGGCAGAGUUACACAGAAUGCGAAUUUGGCUGUCUUGCAGUUUGUUUGCAAGGCUUACAGUAACUAAAGUGUGUGAAUAAAGCAAAUUAGAAACUGAUGUGUGUGUGUGUGUGUAAAUGCCAUUUUUAGUCAACUUUCCACUCAACUUCAGGGUUUAGUUUUACUCUGCUACUUCGUAUAAGAGUAGAAUAAUCUUACAAAUGUAUGUAGUAUCAGUGUUCAAAGUGUAUAGAAAGCAUAAAAAGUUAAUUGGCUGUUUCUAGAGUUUCUCUUUUGUUAGAUCAGAGAGAUAUGUACACAAUUACCUAUUUACUAUUUAGCACUGAUGUUUUUCGUUUAAAGUCUCUGCUGGAUUAGAUAUUACGUGGAGCAGAAUUAAGUCUGUUUAUGUGUAAGCAAACUACUAAAAUGUACCAUUUUUGCCCUCUUCCCUUAGUAAAUCAAGACUGCCAGUCUGAAAAUGAGUUCUGAUCAUUCUAAAUAACUUAAUCCUUCUUGGUUUCAUCAGUAAAUAUCAUGAAAGUUUGGGGGGGGUGAUUUUUAGCAAAUAAAACAAGCAUGUGGAGAGUUGCUUUUAAAUUGUAUGAGAGGCUGCUGCCUUUUUCACGCUUUCAUGUGGCAAGUCUAUCUUUGUGAGCACUGUAAAUUUAUGUGCAUUUUAAUCAUUAAUCAUUGUAUAGUAGUUAUCACUUAUGGAAAGUAGUCAUGGCAAAAUAAUGAAAAGGUGUUGCUGUUCAUAAGUUCUGACUUUAAAUCAUUUGCAGGUCUACUUUGCUAUUAUUAAUCUAACUUUCAUGUAUUUUAAAUGCAUAAAUGUUGGAAAGUAUAGUGAACUUGGGAACUGGUUUUAUUUUGAAAUACUGUUAAUUGCAAAUUUAGUGUAUAGAAUGGAAGCAAUGAAAUAAAAUGAGACUUCAUUGUAAAUAUUUUGAAGUAAUUCACUGAAGAGGCAUGUAAAGGAAUCCCAAUUUGUGUGUUAUAUUUUAUUGUAUAGACUUCAGAGUGAAGUUCAUCAACUUUCCUAAGUGCAAGAACAUGUUGAAUUAAACUACUUGCAAGAACUUGAGUAAAAUACUCCAUUCCUGGUUUGUAUUUUUA
Messenger RNA from Gymnogyps californianus (California condor), 2958 nucleotides. RefSeq names its product solute carrier family 25 member 46 (gene SLC25A46). The record is from RefSeq and is a predicted model, not a curated record. Bases 1 to 1233 code for a protein of 410 amino acids. NCBI's taxonomy places the organism in Eukaryota, Metazoa, Chordata, Aves, Accipitriformes, Cathartidae. Gene Ontology annotation, biological process: mitochondrial membrane fission; axon development; mitochondrial fission. Gene Ontology annotation, cellular component: mitochondrial outer membrane. The transcript has 8 exons.